Messenger RNA from Fusarium pseudograminearum CS3096, 1467 nucleotides. RefSeq lists its product as uncharacterized. Lineage: Eukaryota; Fungi; Ascomycota; Sordariomycetes; Hypocreales; Nectriaceae. The transcript has 3 exons. The record is from RefSeq and is a predicted model, not a curated record. The coding region runs from base 1 to 1467 and encodes 488 amino acids.
AUGUUGCGCGCUUCACUAGCGAGAUGCAAGACUCCUAGUCUAGGUUUCAAGCGUCACAUGGCUGUUGCUGCAGCUGCAGCCAAGAAAGAAGGCGACAUCUCCGAUGCAUUCACUUCUCUCUCCGGUGCUCAAAGAGAACCUCUUCCUGAUCGCUUUCGCUUGAGAAAACUUGAGCUUGUCAGGGGACGAGAAGAACAGAUUGAGAGAAGCUGGAAGGCGUUGCUGCGUGAACUACGCAGGGAGAAUGAUGUCGUUGCCAACAAAGGACCGAGCGUCAUUCCGCAGAUUAAGUACGACGAUUUUGAACGCAGUGCUGAAGGUCUGAAAGAAGAAAUUCGAAAACGAGGUGUUGUUGUUGUCAAGGGUGUUGUCCCCGAGGAUGAGGCUAGGGCUUGGAAGGGGGAAGUCGAGGACUAUGUUUACAAGAACCCUUUUACAAGAGCAUUUCCUCCUCACGAUCCCCAAGUCUACGAACUGUACUGGUCCGCCCCUCAGCUCAAAGCUCGCUCCCAUCCCAAUUUCCUCCACGUCCAGCAACGUCUCAUGUCCCUCCUCUGGCACUCUUCCAACCCAUCCACUCCCAUAUCCCUCUCUCAGCCACUCAGCUACGCCGACAGGCUUCGCAUCCGCCAACCAGGCGACGCCUCAUUCGCCCUCGGUCCGCACAUCGACGGCGGGAGCGUGGAGCGAUGGGAAGCAGAAGGAUAUGGUCGAGGCGGCGUGUACGAUGCCGUACUAGCUGGCAAAUGGGACGAGUACGAUCCCUGGGAUGCGAGCGGGCGAGUACAUGCUGUGAAUAACCUCUACGAUGGACUGGGUGCGUGCUCCAUGUUUAGGAUGUGGCAGGGUUGGAUGAGCAUGAGCCAUACCAAGCCUGGUGAGGGAACGUUACUGGUUAACCCGCUUGUGAAGCUAUCUAUGGUGUAUGUUCUGCUCCGACCCUUCUUUCGCGCAAAGAACAUGGGCGCGAGAGACUUUUUGGGUGUAGAUAAUUGGGAGUUUAUGGGAGGGGAGAUGGACAGCGAGUUGCAGGGCGCGACGCCGGGGACGGGACAAGAGUUGACGGAUGAACUGCAUCCUCACUUGGAGUUGGAGAAGACCAUGGUCCAUGUCCCUGAGAUACGACCUGGUGACUUUGUGGCGUGGCACUGCGACACAAUCCACGCAGUUGACAAGGUACACGGUGGAAAGGCAGACUCGAGUGUCUUGUAUAUCCCCGUGUGUCCCAUUACGGAACACAAUGCUGAGUACAUGGUCCGGCAAAGGGAGGCGUUUCUACGGGGCACGCCGGGUCCGGAUUUCCCGGGCGGUGCAGGGGAGUCGGGGCAUGUGGAUCGGCCUACAGAGGACGUUUUGGACGGGGCCGGAAGAAGAGCGAUGGGUCUUGAGGGAUUGGAGGUGAAGGGUUUGAGGAGUGAUGGGGAAAGGGAGGUAGUUGACAGUGCCAACAGGGUCUUGGGAUUCUGA